ACGAUGAAGAUUUAAACACAGACUUUUAAAUUCCUAUCUAAACACGCUUAGCUGCAGACAAGCCAAUAUUCUGUUAUGCUUAUUAUAAAAUUUUUAUAAAAGCAUAAUAACUCAACAUAAAAAUAUGUAUACUUUAUUACUAUGGUAAUUUUAUUUAAUUUUUCAGCAUCUUUAUGUAAUAAAUCAUUACCAAUUAUGAUAAUCUUUCGAAUAAUUUUUGAAAUAAUCUAUUUACUGAAAGACCACGCCUGAUGAUUUCUAAUUAUUCCCAUCCUAUUGACAAUAGAUAUUUUAGAUUGGCAUUAUUUACUCUAAAUAAGAAUAAUUCUACAGAUGAUUUCUAACGAUUAGAACGAAGACAUAAAAUAGUUCGAGUUGCGAAUAUGAUGGAGAAAACAGGUUGCUUCUUUCAAGUAGUCAUUCUAACCUCGUGCUGCCUCGUGCAUAUUCGUCUGGUGGCGAGGGGGUGGAGGCUGCGGCUGCGGCUGCGGCGGUGAUAGACGGAGGACGCGCGCGGAGUAUAAGCGUGUGUCAGCGUACAUCAUAAUACAGUGUGUUCGUGCCUCUAACAAAGACGGAAUAAAUCGAGAAAGACAUUUCUUUAUUUAACGAAAGGGAGAGCAACGAGUACGCGAAAGAAAGAUAGGAAAAGUGCGUGAAACGGGUCCAUGGUGUGAAACGAGGAUAGUAAGAUGGCGGGAUCACUAACGUGGUCAUGCACUUGUUGUCUACGAUUCAAGUUCAGCCCAGAAGAGAUCGAGCAACGAUACAAAAGUCAAGAGAUCGACCGGAUGCUAGAGAAAGAUCGGCAAACUUUCCGUAGGCAGGUUAAACUCCUGCUUCUCGGUGCUGGAGAAAGUGGAAAAUCAACAUUCCUUAAACAGAUGCGAAUUAUACACGGAAUUAAAUUUGAGCCUGAAUUAAUUAAAGAGUACCAGCAUAUAAUCUAUCAAAAUAUAAUUAAAGGAAUGAAAGUAUUGGUAGAUGCAAGAGAUAAGCUGAAUAUACCUUGGGAAAAUCCUAAAAAUUAUGAUAUUGGAUAUCAGUUAUUAAAAUUUGAAAAUACCAUGGUUUUGGAUACUAGAUUAUUUCUCCAUUAUGUACCAGCUUUACAAAGUUUAUGGAAAGAUGCAUCUAUAAAAAAAGCAUUUGAUAGAAGAAGAGAAUUCCAAUUAAGCGAUUCAGUCCAAUAUUUUCUGGAUAAUCUUGAUAGGAUUGCUAAAGUGGAUUACGCUCCUACACAUCAGGAUAUUUUACAUUGUAGAAAGGCAACAAAAGGAAUUUCAGAAUUUGUCAUACCAAUAAACAAUAUUCCAUUUCUAUUUGUUGAUGUUGGUGGACAGAGAUCUCAAAGACAAAAAUGGUAUCAAUGUUUUGACUGUGUGACCUCUAUAUUAUUUCUUGUAUCUUCUUCGGAGUUCGAUCAGGUCUUAUUAGAAGAUAGAAGGACCAAUAGAUUAGAAGAAUCAAGAAAUAUCUUUGAUACAAUAGUGAAUAAUAUGAUAUUUGGUGGUGUAUCAAUAAUUUUGUUUCUAAAUAAAACUGAUCUCUUGGAUAGAAAAGUAAGAUCGCAUGAUACCAAUGUUCGCUGGUAUUUUCCACAAUUUACGGGCGAUUCACAUUCCAUGAAGGAUGUACAGAAUUUUAUAUUGGAAAUGUUUAUAUCUGUCAAAAAGGACCCAAGAAAGCCUUUAUUUCAUCAUUUUACUACUGCAGUUGAUACAGAAAAUAUUAAAGUUGUAUUUAAUGCCGUAAAAGAUACUAUUUUGCAUCGCAAUUUGGAGUCUUUAAUGCUCCAAUAAUGUAAAGUAAGAAAGGAAGGAGCAGUUAUUAAUGGUUAAAAGGUAUGUGUACAGAACUAGCAUUAAUUGUAUAAAAUGGCCAAUUUAUAGCAUUAAAGUUGCUCACAUUGGCAGUUAGAAGAGUUUACAUUCUUGCAGGACAAUAUUCGUUGAUAUAAGCUACAAUAUUUAUUUCUAUAUCAGUUACGUAAAAUUGAGCACAUGUACAACUGAUCUAUAUUAAAAAAAAAAGAAAAAAAAAAAAGAAAAAAAAAAGAAAAAAAAAGUAAUGUCUUGUCUAAAAGUAUGUCAAGCAGAUAUUCAACUUCUUAUACAUUGUAUCUAUUGAUAAUUAUUUUUAUAGUAUCCUUAGAAGCCUAAAAAAUUUUGUAUAUAAGGGCUUAUGGACAUUAUAUAAUUCAUCAAGUUUAAUUUAGACAUUUUUUUUAUGAGAAUUAGUUUCAUUUCAUUCGGUACAUAUAUUAAUAUACUCUAUAGAAAUUUAGCUUGUUGCUAUCUCGUGCUGCUAAGUGUGCUGAAAAUACUGUCUAAACGAACAAAUUUGUUUUAGGCAUAAAAAUAAUUUAUUUAUACUUAAGACUAAUUAUCUUUGUUAAUGAUCACUACCUUAAGUGGAGAGUAAACCAAAUAUUAGCUCCAUGCCAUAUAAACCAAAUGAGACUAACCACUUGUGUUCAAACGUUAAUAUAUUAACUGAUUUGCUUCCAACUAUGACAAAACAUAUACUGGUUAUUUGAUUUCUGAUCUGAAAUUAUCAAAAUCAUGUAAUUAAAAUGCUUUGAUUUUUAUAGAAAAAAUUAGAUUUCACUUUUAAUAGUUACAAAAAUUUCAUAUGGGAUGUAAUAUAUGACCAAAUUUGGAGAUAAAGUUAAUAUACUAUAUUUAAAGUUGAAAUUUAAACUUGAAAAGAAUCAUGCAAAUCGUAAAGGUAAAAUCUUAUUUUAAUUAUGAUUAUAAUAUAUAAUCAUAUGAAAUGUUAGUGACAAAAUUAAGAUUUGCUUAUUGAUCUUUAAUAUGUCAAAUUUAAAAUGUUGCUAUUUUUCAUAUAUAAAUAUUAUAAUUUUUAUAUUUAUAGCUUUAUAUUAUCAUCUAUUCUAGAUGCUUAUCUAUUCUUCAGUUAUCAUCUCUUUUAUGAAUUAAUGAGUGAAAUCAAAAUAAGCAAAUCUAGACUGAUAAUCAAUCGUAAUUUCAUAUUUUACAUCCUAUUGUACUCAUUGAAAAGUUUUUUGAAAAUGAUCAGUAUUGAUAAUUCUUUUUUUGAAAAACUGUGAUUGUGACGGUUGUCUUUGGUUUCUAAACACUCUCGAGUACAAGCUUAUACGAAUAAUAUUAUCUGAACUGUAUUUGAUAUAAUUUAACUGUAUUAUAUUUAUCUGUUAAUAUACACUUUAUAUAUUAUAAUAAAUACUUCGAUCAUAAAUUUGGGUUAUCGAAUGCAUAACAUAAUUUUCAGUAAAAAUAAUAAGAAUAAUAAAAAUAUUUAACUGUGCAAAAUGAAGAAUAUAAAAGAUAUGCUAAUUAUAUAGUAUGUUCUUAAAAAUUUUUACAAAUCUUUUUCUAUAAAUAAUUUCAAUUAUCUCUUCAAUAAAAUCAAAUUAUCUUUCCUUUCUUUAUAUUAUAUUGGAAUUUGUAUAUUAGGACAAAACAGUUUUUAUAUGUGGCUUGAGAUUUCUACUUCUUAACUAGUGGAGUCUUUAUAAAAGUCUUUAUACCAGAAAUAAGUAUAUACAUUUGCAUAGAAGCAAUAAGUUCAUUUGAUACUACAGAUUUUAUUGCACGCCAAGGAUUUUAUGUAAUGAUGCUGAUGAAACCAAAGACUGCUAUAGUAUAAAAUGAAAGAGAUAAAAUUCCAUAUAACUUGGUUUAUAUAAGUUUAACUGUAAAGUAUAACAUUAUAAAUCUAUUUAGGGAUGAAUAUAUUAUAUUGUUAUUUCAUAAGCGUUUUCUACGAAGUAUUUUUGGAAAUACAAUUCAAAGGUGUGAAAGCAGUUAUUUCCAGUAUUUAGUCUGAUCGUCUAUUACAUAAAAGUCUUGGUUCUUCUUAUUACAUAUAAUAAGAAUUAUGAAAUAGAAAAUAUAAAAAUACGCUUUAAAUAUUUGCUAUUUUCUAUAAUCAAUAUAAGAUUGUAAUAGCAUAAUUUUUGUCUAAACAAAAUCAAUGACCAAAAUUUGCACUUGGAAUCACAUAAAAUUUAUAUACUUACAUCAUGCAAAGACAAGAUGGAGAGUGUAGUAAUUAAUAAUGUUUUUUACGUAAUCAUACAUUCCUAAAAAUUUUAUAAAAUUCAAGUCAUUUAAUGCCUUAUAAGAUCACUAAAUUUACAAUGUUUUUUACUUGUAAUACAUUGCAGUUGUCUUCAGAGUUACUCUUUUCGAGACAGUACUAUUGUACGAUUUUAUACUGUUUAUCGUAUGAAUGAAUAAUGAAACAAACUAUCAAUUUAUACUUUUAUAAAGAUCAUUUGUCAUUUUUAUAAAACUAUUUCGAAGGGAAUUGGAGUCUUGAUAUACAUAGAUUAAAUAUCUAUUUAUAAACUCAACUAUAUACAAUAAUUAUAAUAUGAUAGGAAUCUUCCAAGAAUUGUAUAAUUUCAAAAAACAAAAUAUACAGAUCUGUAUUAAGUUUUAACAAAAAACCAAAAAAAAGAAAAAAGGAACAAAAAAAUGUUGUCUCCGGUAGCAAUAAAUUAUGUCUUUGUGUGAUUGAUAAAUAUUUAUCUAUUGCCAAUUAAAAAAUGAUUCCAAUAUUGUUUUAAUUUUAUAAAUAGCAAUAUUCAUUCUAUUUUGAAUGAACAAAAUUACAUAAACGAACUAUGCUCGUAAUGUUGAUCAUUUCACAAAAGAGAAAAAGUAGAACGGAUUUUUCGUUCUACAGACACAUUUAUAAGGAAUAAGUAAUAAAAUUUUAUAAGCUUGUGCCAAGAAAGAAAUUAUUGAAAUGUCAUUUCAUUAGAUAUUUGUUGUUUUGCAUUUUCAUAUUGCCUGGACACAAGAAAAAUAAGACAAGUCCAAAAUCAAAUCUAUUUGAUAGAGCAAUAUUUUAUAAAAAUUAAUUUAAUUUCUUUCAUUCGUAUCUUGAUUAUAUAGAAACAAGAUAUAUUUAUAUUUCGUAUAUGAUAAUUUCGAAAUUGUAUCAUUUUUCUUGCACACAGGUGAUAUAUUUCUCCCUUUUAGAUUAGUUUGUUAAUAUAAUCAAUGUUUUUAUUCAAUAUAUAUUGAAUCUAUUUACAGAAUUUUCAUUGGAAUAAAUUAUAUACUUUACUGAUUCCCUAAAUAAUUGUAGAAUAAGUUUUUGCUUCAAAUUAUAUUGAAAGUACGAAUUUUUUCAUGAAUUUUAUAAUAAAUCAAAUAAUUCGCUUAUUUUUCAAUAUAGUAUACUCUGUUAAUUUGUUCAUUUACGUAUAUUUUUAAAUGAAACCAAAUGGAAGCACAUAUAAUAAAUUUUAUUCGUUUAGAGCAACUAUUAGAUAUGUUUAGGAACGCAUAAAACAUGCACAUACUGCUGGAGACAUUGUACAUGACUGUAUAAAAAUCAUAGGAAUUAUCAUUUUUGAAUAUAUAUAAUAAUAGUUAUUUAGAUACUGCUUAGUGCAACCACAAUUUUUAUAUUUUAUGCAUCCACAAGUUUAUUACGAUAGGAAGCAAAGUGCCCCCAUAUUUUUAGGCUACGAAAUAAAAUGAAAUUUUUAAUUUUUUGAAUAGUUCUUCAUAACUAAUUAAAAUUAAAGGAAUUUGAUAUUAAAAUUAAAAGAAUUAGAUAUUAAAAGUAAAACUUGCGAAUGUAUUUAUAAAAUAUGCACAAGUAUUUUAUAAUUUUUAAUAUUUAUGUAUAUAUUUUUUUAAUUACCUCCAGUUUACAUAGAGCAAUAUUUAAGAUACCCAAUGAAUAGAUGCUAUAUUGCGCUACUGAAAAGUGACUUUUAUAGAUGGAUUAAGGAAAAUAGAAUUAUUUUCUUGUAGAAUAACUUCAAAGACCAUAUAGUUAUAAACUAAUAUCUAUAAGUUUAUUAUCUUUUCUAUAAAUAAUGUGAUAUUCUUCUACCUAUUAUUUAAACUUUUUUGCAUAUGAAAGUUUUAUCUUGUUAUUUCAUUUGCAUUCUAUUGUAUAUGGUCUGAAGUACGUAGAUACAUUGUGCCUUUUGUAUACUGUAUAUUUGUAUAUAAAAUCACCUUACACAAAUCUUUGUAAUAAUGUAAACUAAAUACAUAAAUAAUAAAUAUAACUUUAGAAAUUA
This is a messenger RNA of Vespula pensylvanica (western yellowjacket), 6037 nucleotides long. It is a transcript of the gene cta, whose product is annotated as guanine nucleotide-binding protein subunit alpha homolog. The transcript has 5 exons. The coding region runs from base 693 to 1802 and encodes 369 amino acids. Lineage: Eukaryota; Metazoa; Arthropoda; Insecta; Hymenoptera; Vespidae. Gene Ontology annotation, cellular component: heterotrimeric G-protein complex; brush border membrane. The record is from RefSeq and is a predicted model, not a curated record. Gene Ontology annotation, biological process: Rho protein signal transduction; adenylate cyclase-modulating G protein-coupled receptor signaling pathway. Gene Ontology annotation, molecular function: G-protein beta/gamma-subunit complex binding; guanyl nucleotide binding; GTPase activity.